GAGAAAGGAAAUGCGCACCUUUCUCCGAAUUCCUAGUUCGAAGCGCGGGGCAGAGCGUUCUGCUCCCUCGUUCCUUCCGAGCCCCCGGGACAAUGGAGGGCUCUGAGGGCCGAGAUGCCCCCCGCGACCCGGGCCUGCAGCCGGGGAUGGGCCUCGAACUUGGGUUGCGGCGGGCGGGCGGGGCGGCCGCGGGCGGAAGCACACACCUGAUGGCUCAGUCCCCGAUGCCUCCCAAGCCUGAGGGCCUGAGUCAAGAUGAACUGCGCAAAAGGCUGUACCAGACGUUUAAGGAUCGGGGUAUACUGGACACUCUCAAGACGCAACUCAGAAACCAGCUAAUUCAUGAGUUGAUGCACCCUGUUUUGAGUGGAGAACUGAAGCCUCAGUCCAUUCCAGUGGAAGGGAGCGCGCUCUUAAUAGGCGCUUCCAACUCUCUUGUUGCAGAUCACUUACAAAGAUGUGGCUAUGAGUAUUCACUUUCUGUUUUUUUUCCAGAGAGUGGUUUGGCAAAAGAAAAGGUAUUGACUAUGCAGGAUCUAUUGCAACUCAUUAAGAUCAACCCUGCAUCCAGUCUCUACAAAUCACUGGUUUCAGGAUUUGAACAAGAAAACCAAAAAGGUUUCCUUAUGCAGUUUUUAAAAGAGUUGGCAGAAUAUCAUCAGGCUAAAGAGAGUUGUGAUACGGAAACUCAAACAAGCCCAACAUUUCCUAGCAAAGACUCUCUUGCUGAGAAGCUUCGGCUUAUUGAUGAUCAGUUUGCAGAUGCUUAUUCUCAUCGUCCGAAGUUAGAAUCUCUAGAAAGAAAGUUAAAUGAAUACAAGAGAGAAGUAGAACAGCAACUUCGGGCAGAGAUGGUUCAAAAGUUGAAGUAUUUUAAGGAUACUGAAAUAGCAAAAAUUAAAAUGGAAGAGAAAAGAAAGUAUGAGAAGGAAUUAGCUGAGUUCCGGAAUGAAUUUGACAGAGUUUGUCAAGCAAAAUCCGAAGCCCUCAUCUCUCGGGAAAAGAAUACCCUUGAGAGAAUUCAGAAGCAUCAGGAGAUUGAAACAAAAGAAAUUUAUGCCCAAAGGCAGGUUCUACUAAAGGAUAUAGACCUGCUAAGAAGCAGAGAAGCAGAACUGAAGCAAAGAAUUGAAGCUUUUGAAUUGUCCCAGAGGCUGCAAGAAGAAAAAAACAAAAGCGUGGACGAUGCACUUAAGAGACGGGAGCUGAAUAUAAAGACUCUUGAGGAGACCUAUGACCAAAAGCUCAAGACUGAACUUCUAAAGUAUCAACUUGACCUAAAGGAUGAAUACAUCACUAGAACCAACAGACUGAUUGAAGAUGAAAGGAAAAAUAAAGAAAAAGCUAUGCAUUUGCAAGAAGAGCUCACAGUUAUUAAUUCCAAAAAGCAAGAACUCAGUCAGUCUGUAAACCGUGUGAAAGAACUUGAGCUUGAGUUAGAAUCUCUCAAAGCCCAGUCUUUGGCAAUGUCAAAACAAAACCACUUGCUGAGUGAAAAGGUUAAAGGGCUGAGUGAUUAUUCACGACUAAAAGAAGAGAAACUGGAGCUGCAGGCACAAACUAAAUUGCUGAAACAACAACUGGAAGAGAGUAGAAGUGAAAACGUGCUUCUCCUAAACCGCAUAGCUCAGCCAUCUCCUGAGCUUGUGAUUUUUCAGAAGGAAUUAAAGAAAGCAGAAAAUGCUAUAGCGCUUGGGCAUAAGGAGUUUGAAACUCACAAGCAAGCUCUGGAAAAACGGCUGCAGAGUGAAAUUGAACAUUCAGCACAGCUGAAGGCCCAGUUGAUCGAUUACGAUGCGACUGUAAAGAGGUUAACUACACAGAUUGCCGACCUAAAAUUGCAACUGAAGCAAACCCAGACAGCUCUACAGAAUGAAGUGUACCGCAACCCAAAGCCAUCUCUGAUGGAUCGCUCCAUCACUGGAUUCAGAAGUGGCAGGAUGGUACCUCACGACGGUGAUAUAAGCGGAGAUUUCUUGAAGAAUCCUGUGGAACAGGAGAAGGCUCUGGCAGUUGCAGUUACACCAAGGGUCACAAGUCCCCCAGAUGCAGGCAUGGAGAGCAUUUCCCCCGAUUCUGACCUUGAAUUUGUAGCCAAUACUAAAGCCAGGGUAAAGGAGCUAGAACAAGAGGCCGAACGCUUAGAAAAAGCUUUCAGAAAUUACCAUCGAAGAGUCACUCAAAACCCAGGUACGAGCCCGCCACCAGCAAAGAGUCCGCUGCCCCUGUACUUGCUGGGAACUCUAAAAAAUGUCACUUCACGUUCCCCAGAAAGAGGUCUUUUUGCAGAGGACAGAAUUGUAUCUGAGCAGCCUCAGGUGGACAUUCUGAGAGAGGAAAAGAGCGACGCGUUGGAAGUGCUGACAGGUAGCGCAGCUUCACGGCGAAGGAGGGGCUCUUCCCCAAGACGCCUCUCCUCCACUCCCCUUCCAAAAGCAAAGAGGAGCCUCGACAGUGAAAUGUACCUGGAAGGUCUGGCCAGAUCCCUCGUUGCUUCCCCCAGCGCUUGUCCUGACAGAACAUCCCAGCCCUCGCCUGCUGAGUCUAGGCCUACCCCCUCCAGCGCAUCUCCCCGCAGCCUUCCGGAGCAGAAGGCGAGUCUUUAUCAAAAACAAGCUGAACUUCAAGACAGAAGUGAAUUUUCAAAUCUGGACAAGCUAACUUCUAAGGAUAAUGAGGAACUUGAUUCAUCUUUUGAAUAUGCAGGGGACAUGCCAAGGUCAUUUGAAGUGGAUGGGCUACUCCCCGCGGGCGAUAUGCCUCACGUGGACACCGUCUCAGCCGCCGUGCCCGCCAGGCCUGUCUCGCUUCAGUACACAAAUAUAGAUCAGAGACAAAUCGGAGAACCCGAGGAAGAAGAAAACAUAUGGGAACAGCGCACGAAAGAACGAAGACAGACAGAAGAAAGAAGGCAGAGUGAACGGCAAGAAGCUUUAGAAAAGGAGCGGAGAGAACUAGAAAAACUGGAUCAAGAAAGGAGGAUGAUUGAAGAAUCAUUGAAGAUUGAAAUGGAAAAAGAAUUAGAAGUGAGUGCUCAAGAAAUUAAAGACAAAUCUGUUUGUGGUGAAAAUCCUUUAGAGAAGUACAUGAAAAUCAUUCAGGAGGGAAGAGAUCAGAACUCAGCAGACAAGAGCUCAAAAAAGAUAAUUAUCAGAGAAGGCUCACCAUUGGAUACGCUGCCAUCUAGUGACAAAGACGAAAGUUUCACAGGUUUGUCUCAUGAAGAACCAGAUGACUCUUGGUGAUGUUUUGCUGCCCAGCUUCUUCCAUAUACCAAUGAGAAGUUACAUCAUGUUUAGGCCUAUGCUUUGUGAUAAGACAAAAUAAUCAAUAAAGAUUGU
Messenger RNA from Trichechus manatus latirostris (Florida manatee), 3341 nucleotides. It is a transcript of the gene OFD1, whose product is annotated as OFD1 centriole and centriolar satellite protein. The record is from RefSeq and is a predicted model, not a curated record. NCBI's taxonomy places the organism in Eukaryota, Metazoa, Chordata, Mammalia, Sirenia, Trichechidae. The coding region runs from base 93 to 3245 and encodes 1050 amino acids. Gene Ontology annotation, molecular function: protein binding. Gene Ontology annotation, biological process: epithelial cilium movement involved in determination of left/right asymmetry. The transcript is spliced from 23 exons. Gene Ontology annotation, cellular component: centrosome; ciliary basal body.